AAUCCCUGUGCUAAUCACAGAUAAAUCAAAUAUUCAGAUGCCAAAGUGGAUUCAUGGAACAAACGAACAAUGUGACCAAAUUCAUUCUGCUUGGCCUGACACAGAACCCAGAUGUGCAGGAACUUUUGUUCACUGUGUUUAUAUUCAUCUACUUUCUCACUGUGGCAGGCAACCUACUCAUUGCCAUGACGAUCACUACCAGCAGAUUCCUGGACUCCCCUGUGUAUUUUUUUCUGUCCUUCUUGUCCUUCGUAGACCACUGCUGUUCUUCUACCAUGGAUCUCAAAAUGAUAUUUGACUUACUCAUUGAAAAGAAAACUAUCUCCUUCAUUGGGUGCAUGACUCAGCUCUUUGCAGAGCAUUUCUUUGGAGGAGUUGAGAUCAUCCUGCUCACAGUGAUGGCCUAUGACCACUCGGCCAUCUGCAAGCCCCUACACUAUAGGAUCACAAUGAACAAGUGAAUGCGUGUCCACCUAGUGGCCAUGGCCUGGGCUGGGGGAUUUCUUCAUGCUCUGAUUCAAAUUCUCUUUGUAGUCUGGUUGCCCUUCUGUGGCCCCAAUGUCAUUGACCAUUUCAUCUGUGACCUUUUCCCUCCUAAACUCUCUUGCACUGACACUCACAUCUUUGGACUUUUUGUUGCCGCCAACAGUGGGCUGAUGUGUCUGCUCAUGUUUUCUAUUCUUAUCACCUCCUACAUCCUCAUUCUUUACUCCCUAAGAACUCAUGGUACUGAAGGACAGUGUAAGGCUCUUAUCUGCACCUGCCAUGUUACUGUAGUUGUCCUAUUCUUUGUACCCUGUAUAUUUGUGUACCUUCAGCCCAUGGUCACCUUCCCCAUUUACAAAACAUUGGCUGUGUUUUAUACUAUGAUAACACCCAUGUUAAACCCUUUAAUCUACACCCUUGAAACUCAGGUGAAAAAUGCCAUGAGGAAGCUCUGGAGUCACAGAGUAAUCUUGGGUAACAAUUCAUGUGACUAG
Zalophus californianus (California sea lion) is the source of this 980-nucleotide messenger RNA. Its product is annotated as olfactory receptor 4C5. Gene Ontology annotation, biological process: G protein-coupled receptor signaling pathway. Gene Ontology annotation, cellular component: membrane. Gene Ontology annotation, molecular function: G protein-coupled receptor activity; olfactory receptor activity. NCBI's taxonomy places the organism in Eukaryota, Metazoa, Chordata, Mammalia, Carnivora, Otariidae. The record is from RefSeq and is a predicted model, not a curated record.